Molecule: messenger RNA, 5945 nt
Organism: Acipenser ruthenus (sterlet)
Lineage: Eukaryota; Metazoa; Chordata; Actinopteri; Acipenseriformes; Acipenseridae
Product: insulin receptor substrate 1-B-like
Exons: 3
Coding region: 1542-4808 (1088 amino acids)
Biological process (GO): insulin receptor signaling pathway
Cellular component (GO): cytosol; plasma membrane
Molecular function (GO): phosphatidylinositol 3-kinase binding; insulin receptor binding
Source: RefSeq, a predicted model, not a curated record
CUGGUCCUGGACUCCAAACGUUCUUCAUUUUUAGAUUUUAAAACAGGAUAUCCACAUUAAAGUUAAAACGUCCUUUCCUGCUUUCAAUAUGCAAUAUCGAUUACCUCGACGGUAUUGUAAGCGAUACUGUAACAUCCGGACACUAGGACCCGGAAGUUCGACCCUAGUAGCCUUUUGCCCAGCUACUUUUAGCCUGUCGGGGAUGUUUAAAUAUUCUGAAUGCAAAGCGAGCUCGGAUUGGUUGUGAAAUUUGCACGCUCCGAGCAAGAGGAGAGAAAAAAAUAAACAGGGCAUUCAGCGACGUCUCUCUCUCUAAAAACGGUGUGGCUUUUUUUUUUUUUUUUUUUUUUUUUUUUUGAGUUAUAAGGGGGAAUAAAAAUUAGUAACCCUACCGGCACCGAACUACCAAGCAAGAACACUGAAAAAUAAAAUGCAACGUGACAGAAGAUGCGCAACUUCCAAGAAUAACACAGUAAAAUAAAACAAGACAUUUGGAACACGAGCAAAAAAAAAAAAGGAGGCUGGGAGAUUAGCAGUCAGCAAGCGUGUUAAAAAAAAUAAAUUGCGACAAAUCUCUUUUUUUUGGGGGGUUUUGAGAGAAGGAGCCAUUUGGAACAUGUGGCAUUUUGAAGGCACGAGCGCGCGACCUGGACCAGCAGCACGCAUCGUCGAUUUGUUGUGUUAGUUUUAUUUUUUGUGAAGUCUUGCAGUUUUAUUAACUUCAAAGUUCCCCCCCUGAGAAGGACGAUAUUUCGUUUCUUUUAGGACUUCACAACAGCCAAAUUAAAAAAAAAACGUCCUGACACCGGACAAUUGAAAACGACAACAAAACCAGGCGGCUUCAUAUCAUCGCUGAACGGUUGCUGUUAUUUGAAGUAUUUUCUUAUUUAUUUUUUUAUUUUUUUGGAGUUACGAACAAACUCAAUGCUGUGAAAAAAAGGACAUGCGUUUUAAAACUGGCAUGGUUAUGUGCGGUUGUUGCAGACGUAUGAGACAAGAAACCCGAUAGUUAUCUUAAAAUAUUUAAUUUUUUUUUUAAAAAAAGUUUGUUUUUCAAGCCCGAAUAAAAAUAAAAAGCACAAGCUUGCAAAAUAAAUAAAUAAAUAAAUAAAUAAAUAAAUAAAUAAACAUUAAAACACUUUCGAGUGUUUGUUUAUGCAUUUCUAGACUCGAAAGAAGGACUGAAACAGGACAGCUAGCAUGGCAGCUGAUUUAUUUGCAGUAGAAAUAUUAUGAUUUAUGAUUUAUGAUGAUUAUCAGGUUAGCUGUAGCUCCCGGCUCUUGUGUGUGACAAAGCAAGACAUUUUCAGUUUACACAACAAACAGAAAAUAACAGCUCAGCACUUUUUGGGGGCUUUUGACAUUAAUAAUACUUUAAAUAACAUUCAUAAUGCUUGCGGCAUCGCUGAUGCACACAGAGCCGACGAGGCUGAGUGAAAUGUGUACAGUAGUGUACAGUCUAGGGAAAGUGUGCAUUGCAUUGCUUGCAAGCGUGCAAUGAGAGAAGCGUCCUUUUAAAACAAUAAAAGGGGGCUCUUUUUAUGGUGGUUAAACUGCACGAAGGUGGGGAUAAUAAUAUUAACAAUAUCGCCAUGGAAAACCAAGCCCCCGAACAGUUUCAGGACGACGUGAGAAAAUCGGGUUACCUCAGAAAGCAAAAAUCCAUGCAUAAGCGCUACUUCGUGCUCAGAGGGGCCUCGGAAAGGGGUCCGGCCCGGCUGGAAUAUUACGAAAACGAGAAAAAAUUCCGAGCCAAGGCUCCCAUCCCUAAAAAAGCCCUGAACUUGGAGACGUGUUUUAAUAUCAACAAGCGGGCCGACUCGAAGAACAAGCACCUGAUCGUGGUGUACACGCGGGAGGAGAGCUUCUGCAUCGCGGCCGAGAGCGAGGCGGAGCAGGAGGGUUGGUACGAGGCCAUGGUGAAGCUCCAAUGCAAAAGUAAGGUCCACGUGGAGAGCCCGGAGUACGGCGUGGUCGUGGAGACUCCCGGUCCCGCUUUCAAAGAGGUCUGGCAGGUCAAAGUGUGGCCGAAAGGUCUGGGCCAGGCCAAGAACCUGGUGGGGAUCUACCGGCUGUGUCUGACCGAGAAGACGGUCAACUUCGUCAAGCUGAACUCGGACGCGGCCGCCGUGGUCCUGCAGCUCCUGAACGUGCGCCGCUGCGGUCACUCCGAGAACUUCUUCUUCGUGGAAGUGGGGCGCUCCGCCGUGACGGGCCCCGGGGAGUUCUGGAUGCAGGUGGAAGACUCUGUGGUGGCCCAGAACAUGCACGAAACAAUCCUGGAAGCCAUGAAGUCCUUGAGCGAGGAGUUCCGACAGAGGAGCAAGAGCCAGUCCUGCUCGACCUCCUCCAAUCCCAUCACCGUCCCCUCGAGGAGGCACCACCCCAACCCUCCCCCGAGCCAGGUGGGGUUCCCCCGCCGCUCCCGCACCGACACCUCCAGCACCAGCAGCAACCCCUCCCCUACCCCGGCCCCCAAGAACGGCCACCCCCACGCAGGCGACGGCCCCCGAACAGAAGGAGCCAGCCCCAACGGCACCACCCCAACCCUGGCCGUGAGAUCCGUCCGUCCCUCUGUAAAGACCCCUCUGGGCCUGACGAAAUCCACCCCUUCCCCAGCCCCCGGCUCCGCUUGCCUGUCCUCCAGUACCUCCCUCGGCUCCGAAUGUGCCUACAUCCGGGAACUGUGUGCCGGAGGGGCGUCUGCGGCAGGGUUCCCCAGCGAUUACGGAUCCUCAGACGAAUACGAUUCCAGCCCCGGGGAGCACUCGCAAGGCCGCAGUUUGACCCCCGACAUCCUGGGAGGUUAUCACCCGCUAGGAGGGGCCGAUUACAUCGCCAUGGGGAGGCAGGAUGGGAGGAGCGGCGGCCCGGCCAAUCCGCUGCCUUCACAGCCGCCUCGGAGGGUGUUACGCCGGUCCUCCAGCCGGGAGAGCGAGGCUGAGCGGAGGCUGCUAAGCAAACGGGCCUCCCUGCCUCCCAUGUCCCUGGAGAAGCUGACCCCGGGCCUGCCUAGGAGGAGGGUCCCGCAGGACUUGGGAGCGGCAGGGGAGGAGGGAGAGGAGGACUAUGCAGUGAUGUCCCGCGGCGCCAGCCAGCGGCCCUUCGCUCUGCAGGGAGCGGGAGAGAGCUACCUGGACCUCCCCGGGAGCAAAUCUCAAGCCAGCGAAGCCCAGCCGACGAGGGACAACGGCUACAUGGCCAUGCUGCCUGGCGUGGCCAACGGUGGCCAAGACGAAAGAGCAGCUGGACACGCGGUCAAGCUGGACGACUACAUGGCCAUGACCCCCAACAGCAGCGUCUCCCCUCCCCAUCGGAUCAACCCCCUGCCUUCCGACGGGUACGUGAUGAUGUCCCCCAACGGAAGCUGCUCCCCAGAUCAGAAAGGGGGUACCUGGGGCGGGCACCCGCUAGCCGGGGCUGGAGGGAGCAGCGUGGACAGCAAAGCCGGGAGCGACUACAUGAACAUGUCCCCCGUCAGCAGCCGGUCCUCCUGCAGCACGCCCCCCGACGUUCUGCUCCCCGACCCCCCGAAGAUGGUCUACUCCUACUACUCCCUCCCGCGCUCGUACAAGCACGCCCCCCCCGCCGCCGCGCGAUUCGAAGGAGGCGCACAGACCCCCACCGCCGCCAACGACAACCCGGCCCGGUCUUGCGUGACCAGACAGAGCAGCAGCCGGCUCCUCUCCUCCUCCUCCUCCUUCUCCAGCUCCGCCAGCAGCGAGAGCCUGGGAGAAGCGGAGGAGCGUCCUGGGAGGUCUUUCUCGGGUGCCGUGGGGAACGGGCAGAGGAGAGGCGGGCAGCGUAGCCGUCCCGUCAGCUUGUUCAUCGACGUGUCCAAAGCCAGCACUCUCCCGCGGGUGCGGGAGACCCCCCUCCCCCCAGAACCCAAGAGCCCCGGGGAGUACGUCAGCAUUGAGUUCCGCGGAGGCGCCAGUGGAGACUUGGGACCGUCAGUCAGGCUUCUGCGUAGACCUCCCUCGUGCUUAACCGGCUACCACGACCCGCUCCAGCAAGACCUGCUGGGAUCCGAGUACGUCAGCAUGGACCUGGGGCCCCCGUUAGCCCUCCCGGGCUACCCCGCGGUCGAGGAGAGGAGGCCGGUUCUGUCGAAGCCCAGCCCCCAAGCUGGUCCGGCCAGCGAAGCGGCCAGCGAACCCUGUCGGAGAGCCGUGCCUCUGGAGUCCCCCACUUUCGAGGACUACACAGAGAUGGCUUUCAGCGCGGGCUCCCUGACCCCCAAAUCUGCCUCCCCCAAAGAGGAGCCGGCUGGGGGCCAGGCCGAUCUGGGGCAGGUCUUCCCCCUGCCCAAGCUGAGCCCCAAUCCGGAUCAGGGGGCGAAGGUAAUCCGGGCGGACUUGCGUCGGAGGCACUGUUCCGAAACCUUCCUCCAGCAGCACAACCCCCCGCCCCUGGUCUUCGCCGAUCACCCGCAGGUUACCAAGCGACUGGGGUUCGAGAGCGUCUGGGGAAAAGGGGAAGCUGGCAGCGAGCCAAACUCCCAGUCCUGUCUGCUUUUCUACCCCUCGGCUGCAGCCCCUCCACCUCCCGCCAGUGUCUCCAUGGAGCAAGGCCUGAACUACAUCGACCUGGAUCUGGCCAGUAAGGAGCUGGCCCACCCGGCUCUCGAAGGAGCAGCGUCCGGCCAGCCUGCCCCUCCUCGGCUCUACUCCUCUCCCCUGUCUAACGGAGGGACCCCUGCCUUGGCUGUCAACACCUACGCCAGCAUCGACUUCCACAAGUCUGAGGAGCUGAGGUCGCACCAGAGCAGCGGCAAGGACGGCACAGGACGGAGCACAAGGAGGUGAAGUGACAGCGAGGCAGUCAGUGGCAGAGGUGGGAUUUGAACCAGUGACCUUCUGGUGACAAACCCUGGACAUUAACCAAUGGACCGCACUGCCCAGUUUCUCUCUAAAUCUGCCUUCGCCUGGCUUUGAGCAUGUCUGGAGACUUUUAUAAAAUCCUUGUUCUUUUAACACUGUGUUCAGAUAAUCUGCUGACUCAGUGCGUGGCUGGGUGUGUGUGUGUGUGUGUGUGUGUGUGUGUGUCGGGGGUAACGUCUCCACCAUGCCUGCUGUUUAGACUGCAGAGAUCCAGCCAGUGGGACUGCGUUAUCUCCUCCGUUAGAAUCGUGGGGGAGCAGCACGCUGUGUUCUUUGCACUGGCUCCAGAUUAUAAGGUUGUUUUUGAUGAAGGAGACGGCUCCAUGCUUGCCCUGUUUAACUGAAAAGGAGAGGCUAUUAUUAAUGAGUCAUUUAGCAGACGCUUUUAUCCAAAGCGUCUUACAGAUACUAAGGGGGUGAACUAUGCAUCAUCAACAACUGCUGCUGCAGAGUCACUUCCAAUAGGAGCUCGUUUGUUUGACGUCUCAUCCGAAGGACGGAGCACAAGGAGGUUCAGUGACUUGCUCAGGGUCACACACACACAGGGAGUCAGUGGCUGCUGCAGAGUCACUUCCAGUCUUGGUUUUACACCUAAUCUGUAUGACAGUAUAAAAACAGCAAAACCAGUCCAUCAUUUAGAAGUAUCUCGCCAGUGUGGUGAGGCAGUUGAAAACACAAAUAGAUUGUUGGUCUGUUCUGCACACAAGUCUGGAGCGGUCCUGCUAAUAUUAUACAGUGCCUUAGUUAGAUCCCACCUAGAUUACUGAGAGGUUAAAGGAUCUUUUUAAAAAAAGAAGGGGUAGAGGAGACUGGAUUUGAAGUCGCUAGAAUCAUAACGGUCACUGGGGUGUAUUUGAAAAGGAACUUCUGUUGGGAGUUCUUUUGGUAUUUAUAGACUCCAUAGCCUUAUAGAGUAAUAAAAACGAUUAGGAUCAUCCUUGCUACCAUAUCCUGAUUGUACAAAUCUGCGUUAAUGCGAUCAAUUGAAUCCCCCCCCCAAUUCUGCAACAGAGGGGGAUUCAUGUAUUUAAAUUGAGUUCAGUUUGUUUAGACUUAAUAUUU